Drosophila rhopaloa is the source of this 2164-nucleotide messenger RNA. RefSeq lists its product as uncharacterized. Bases 339 to 2144 code for a protein of 601 amino acids. The record is from RefSeq and is a predicted model, not a curated record. The transcript has a single exon. NCBI's taxonomy places the organism in Eukaryota, Metazoa, Arthropoda, Insecta, Diptera, Drosophilidae.
AUUGGAUGGGAUUAGUUUUAGGACAAAGUAGAUACAUCAAGUAAUUAAAAGUUUUUUAUCGCUCUCUUUUGAUGAUGUGUGAAUUAAAAAGUAUUCAAAUUAGUAACUUGUAAAUACAGCAUAUAAGCUUUUCAAGCAUAAAUGGGCAAGUCAUGGGGUCAAUCCAAGUAGUGUCAACAGACCCCAGGCACUUGCCAAUAAUUGUUGGUAGCAGUCCGCCCUCAGGUGUCAGUAGUUCUGACACUUAGCAAACACUAGGGCAACGGGCAUACCCCGUAUCUUGAACUUGUCCUAUUGUUAGCUCUACAAUCUCAGUCAAAGGUUCAGUAACUCCUGAUAUGGCGACGACGCUGCAGCUAAUUAUGCUGGCUCUAGUGGGAGGCACCUUUGGUCAGGCCAAUAACACGGACUACAAGCUGGUUCUGGCCUCUAUUUUAGGCCAGCUUGAGGGUUGCCUUGAACUUCAUCUAAGAAAUUCUGCGAAAGGAGACAACAAUCUGGUCCAGUUUUUGAUGAAGCUCAGAGAGAAUGCGCUUAAAAUUAGUCUGAAUCGGAAGGAAUUUCCAUCGGAUCUAAAAACUACUCGACAUAAUUUCUAUCUGUUUGGAAAUGUUCAGCAAAUGCAGGAUAUCCUGAUUAGUUUGGACAACACAGAUGGCUUUUACAUACUGGCUUUGGAGAAAUAUAAGCCUGAGGAUGAUGCAAUUUUAGUGGAUUUCAUGGCGAAAGCAUGGCUCCAGCAUGGACACAGUCGAAUUUACUAUGUUCAGAUGAGCUUAGAUCGCAUACUCCUCUACAAUCCCUUCAAACAGAGCUUAGUAGUGGUUCAAGAUCCCGAAGCUUAUGGACGAAUCUACAAUAAUCUUGAGGGUUAUCCUUUGAGAAUAUACAUCUUCGAUUCGGUUUACUCCAGUGUAAGAGGGGAUGGCGAAAACAACAAGGUUCUGAACGUAGCUGGGGCCGAUGCCAAGUUGGCCAAAAUCGUGGCCAGGCAAUUGAACUUUACGCCCCAAUAUCUCUGGCCGGAUGAUGAAUUCUUUGGAGGUCGCCUGGCGGAUGGAUCGUAUAGUGGUGGUGUGGGUCGCGCCCACCGUGGCGAAGUGGACAUAAUCUUCGCGGGAUUCUUCGUGAAGGACUACCUGACCACCCACAUCCAGUUUAGCGCAGCCGUCUACAUGGACGAACUCUGCCUGUACGUGCAAAAGGCGCAAAGGAUUCCGCAGUCUAUCCUUCCCCUUUUUGCUGUGCAUACAGAUGUGUGGCUGUGCUUCCUGAUGGUGGGUCUCGUUGGGUCCCUUGUCUGGCUUAUUCUGAGGGCUCUAAAUCUGGGACUGCGCAUCGAACGCAUACCAGAUGGGUCACUUACUACGGAGAUCAGUAAUUUUGGAGCAGCUCGUCGCAUUUUUAUCGACACUUGGGUCGUUUGGGUGCGGGUGAAUGUGGGUAGCUUUCCCCCAUUCCACUCGGAACGCAUCUUUGUGGCUUCCCUAUGCCUGGUGAGCGUGAUUUUCGGAGCGCUGCUGGAGUCCAGCCUGGCCACAGUUUACAUACGACCUCUUUACUAUCGGGAUGUCAAUACCUUAAGGGAACUGGAUGAGUCCGGCCGUCCCAUUUACAUUAAGCAUCUUGCCUUCAAGGACGACCUCUUUUAUGGCCACGAUUCGGAGGUCUAUCGUCGGCUGGAUGCCAAGAUGAUGCUGGUAGCCGAGGGCGAGGAGCGACUCAUUGAGAUGGUUUCCAAGAGAGGAGGUUUUGCGGGCGUAACCCGUUUUGCCAGUUUGCAGCUGAGUGACAUUCGAUACGUGAUGACCAAGAAAGUGCACAAGAUCCCCGAGUGCCCUAAAAACUAUCACAUCGCCUAUGUCCUGCCACGCCCAUCGCCGUAUUUGGAGGAGGUGAACCGGAUCGUACUCCGCCUGGUGGCCGGAGGAAUCGUGGGCUUGUGGACGGGCGAGGCGAAAGAGCGCGCCAAGUGGAGCAUCCAACGGUUUCCAGAGUACUUGGCCCAGUUGGACGUCGGGCGGUGGAAAGUGCUCACUAUUUCCGACGUCCAACUGGCGUUCUACGCCCUCACUAUCGGAUGUCUACUAUCGGCCGCUGUGUGCAUGGCCGAGGUCUUUUUAAAGCGCAAGCGAAUGUAUUAAAUUAUUUUUAAAGGUGUUGA